This is a messenger RNA of Trichosurus vulpecula (common brushtail), 1679 nucleotides long. It is a transcript of the gene PRPF18, whose product is annotated as pre-mRNA processing factor 18. Gene Ontology annotation, biological process: RNA splicing; generation of catalytic spliceosome for second transesterification step. Bases 164 to 1192 code for a protein of 342 amino acids. Gene Ontology annotation, cellular component: U2-type post-spliceosomal complex; U4/U6 x U5 tri-snRNP complex; U5 snRNP. The record is from RefSeq and is a predicted model, not a curated record. NCBI's taxonomy places the organism in Eukaryota, Metazoa, Chordata, Mammalia, Diprotodontia, Phalangeridae. The transcript has 10 exons.
UUUCCCCAUGUCGUGCCCAUCUACUUCCGCCGGAAGUGGCGGUUGUUGACAGUGUUUCCUAGCUCAGCGUUGAAUUUGGUCGGUUGGAGGUCCUUCGGCGGGGUAGCGGAGACUCUCGGGACCGAUCCCUCCGGUGUGGUGGAGCCGAGCCUGCGGCCGGGAGAUGGAUAUCCUCAAAUCGGAGAUCUCUCGGAAGCGGCAGCUGUUGGAGGACAAGAAGCUGCUGGGGGAAAGUAAAAGAUAUUUCAAACGUAGUGAACUUGCCAAAAAAGAAGAGGAGGCAUACUUUGAAAGAUGUGGCUACAAGAUACAGCCAAAAGAAGAGGAUCAGAAACCAUUAACUUCAUCCAAUCCAGUAUUAGAACUAGAAUUGGCAGAGGAAAAAUUGCCCAUGACUCUUUCAAGGCAAGAGGUCAUCAGACGAUUGAGAGAAAGGGGAGAGCCAGUUAGAUUGUUUGGAGAAACAGAUUAUGAUGCAUUUCAGCGUUUAAGAAAGAUUGAGAUUCUCACACCAGAGGUUAACAAGGGUUUGAGGAAUGACUUGAAGGCAGCUUUGGAUAAGAUUGAUCAGCAAUACCUUAAUGAAAUUGUUGGUGGUCAAGAACCAGGAGAAGAGGACACACAGAAUGAUCUGAAAGUCCAUGAAGAAAACACCACUAUUGAAGAAUUAGAGGCAUUGGGAGAGUCCUUAGGAAAGGGGGAUGAUCAUAAAGACAUGGACAUCAUAACCAAAUUUCUUAAGUUUCUCCUUGGAGUUUGGGCUAAAGAACUCAAUGCCAGAGAAGAUUAUGUAAAACGCAGUGUGCAGGGCAAACUGAACAGUGCCACUCAAAAGCAGACGGAAUCAUAUUUGAGACCACUUUUCAGAAAACUGCGGAAAAGGACUCUUCCUGCUGACAUUAAAGAAUCAAUAACAGACAUUAUUAAAUUCAUGUUGCAGAGAGAAUAUGUGAAGGCCAAUGAUGCUUAUCUUCAGAUGGCCAUCGGAAAUGCUCCUUGGCCUAUUGGAGUCACUAUGGUUGGUAUCCAUGCCAGAACUGGUCGAGAAAAGAUUUUUUCCAAACAUGUUGCACACGUUCUAAAUGAUGAGACGCAAAGAAAAUAUAUUCAGGGUUUGAAAAGAUUAAUGACCAUUUGUCAGAAGCACUUCUCAACAGAUCCAUCAAAAUGUGUGGAGUACAAUGCACUAUGACAGCUCUUCUCUGUGGAGCUAUAGAACAAUAAGAAACUUAAGACCUGUGGCCUUUUGGGGAACUGCUACCAGGAAUGAAGGAGAGAGAAAGAAUCAAGUUUUGGGAGCAGCCGUUUUCUACCAAGUCCAUUUCUUUGUUUAUUUAGAGAACUCUGGUUUUUGCCUUAAGUAUGACAGCAGACUCUUGAUUGUUGAAUCAUGUUUCGAUUUUUAACAGUCUCAAAGUCAAGCACCAAGGCUUAUUUCCUGAUACGUUAUGUACAUAGACAGCAGUCAUCAAGGGAUUCCUGUUGGACAUUUUCCUAUCAGAUGUGGAAGUUGUUGGUAAAUGAUUAGAAGGAAACAUUUGAGGUUGACUUAUAAUUAUUUCUGUAAAAUACUAUAAUAUUCAUGUUAUAAUUAUAUUGGUUUUAUAGAGAAAAGCUUUUCUUCUUCAACAACUACCCAAAAAAUACAGCAUCUCUUGGUUACAUUUGAGUUUCUUAAA